This is a messenger RNA of Yamadazyma jaroonii, 732 nucleotides long. Lineage: Eukaryota; Fungi; Ascomycota; Pichiomycetes; Serinales; Debaryomycetaceae. The record is from the annotation of a GenBank genome assembly.
AUGGCAGAACAAGUGAAAAGAAUUAUUAGAGUUACGACUGAACAACAUGUAUUAACUGAUGAACCACCAGUUGAAAAUUUCCCUAUGAGAACUUGGUCAGUAUCAGUAAGUUUAUUAAACCAAGAAGGUAAUGAAAUCCCUGCUAAUAUAUUAGACAAAGUCACUUACACUUUACAUCCAACAUUUUUGAAUCCUAUCAGAACAUUGAAAACUCCUCCUUUCAGAGUUGAAGAAAAAGGUUGGGGUGAAUUCGAUAUACCAAUCUCUGUUCAUUUAGUUGGAUUAAAUGGUAAAUUAGGUGAAAGAAAAAUUCAUCAUGAUUUGAAUUUUUUAAAAGAAAAAUAUACUAUUGACCAUACCAUUAGUAUUCCUACCAACAAAUCAUCAAUCUUGAAUAAAUUAUUACAAGAAAGUGGGCCAAUACCUAGUGCUGAAGAUUUAUCAAAAAGAAAAACUAACGAAGAUUUAAAUAAAAAUACCAAAAAAUUAAAAUCCAAUGGAAAUGCUGUUAAGGGAUCAAUUGAUUUGGAAAAAUUAGCUAAUGGUUUAACUAAAUUAAAUGAAGAUGAUUUAAUUGUUAUUGUUCAAAUGGUUACUGAUAAUAAAACUAAUGAAAUGAAUAUUAAAAAUGAUGUAGAUAAUGGUGAAUUUACUAUGGAUUUAUACACUUUGCCAGAGUCUUUAUUGAAAUCUUUAUGGGAUUAUGUUAAAAAACAAACUGGUGAUGUUUAA